This is a messenger RNA of Phanerochaete carnosa HHB-10118-sp, 246 nucleotides long. RefSeq lists its product as uncharacterized. The transcript has 2 exons. The record is from RefSeq and is a predicted model, not a curated record. NCBI's taxonomy places the organism in Eukaryota, Fungi, Basidiomycota, Agaricomycetes, Polyporales, Phanerochaetaceae. The coding region runs from base 1 to 246 and encodes 81 amino acids.
AUGCUUGCAGUUGGAAUGCGCCGUCAGCUCGCUCCGUACGAUGGGAAGACGCAAGUGGCAGAAGGCUUGUGGACGGGCCAAUUCCUCGACGUGGCUCCGCCGUCGAGCACGCCGGGAAGCUUCGCAAUCCGUACGCUAUCGCGCGACCCCGGCUCAGUCGUAGACGAAGAUCUCGCACAGGUUCUGCAGCGUGGUGUGCGAUCCCGCGGCCUGCCUGAGCCGCUGCGUGCUCGGCGGAACGAGUAA